Molecule: messenger RNA, 1068 nt
Organism: Castor canadensis (American beaver)
Lineage: Eukaryota; Metazoa; Chordata; Mammalia; Rodentia; Castoridae
Product: olfactory receptor 5H17-like
Biological process (GO): G protein-coupled receptor signaling pathway
Cellular component (GO): membrane
Molecular function (GO): G protein-coupled receptor activity; olfactory receptor activity
Source: RefSeq, a predicted model, not a curated record
AUGUCAGAUGAUAUAUGUACUGAACUUAUGUUUGCACGUUCAGUGGAGGAGCACAUCAGUGAGGACAUAGAGAAAGAAAAUACAACUUUGCUGACAACAUUCGUUCUCACAGGACUUACAUGUCAGCCACAGUGGAAAAUCCUCCUGUUUCUGGUGUUCUUGGUGAUAUAUCUCAUCACCAUUGUGGGGAACCUUGGUCUAAUUGCUCUCAUCUGUAAUGACCCUCAUCUGCACAUCCCCAUGUACUUUUUCCUUGGAAAUUUAGCUUUUGUGGAUACAUGGUUAUCAUCCACAGUGACACCAAAAAUGCUGCUGAACUUAAUAGAGAAGGGCAAGAACAUAUAUUUCCCUGAAUGUAUGAUACAGUUCUUUUCCUUUGCAGUCAGUGUAACUACAGAAUGUUUUCUCUUGGCAGUAAUGGCUUAUGACCGUUAUGUGGCUAUCUGCAAACCUUUACUUUAUCCAGUGAUUGUGACCACUAGACUGUGCAUUCAGCUAUUAGUUUUAUCAUUUGUAGGAGGCUUUAUUCAUGCUGUAAUUCAUGAAAGUUUUUUAAUGAGACUAAACUUCUGUAAUUCCAACAUAAUAUAUCACUUUUAUUGUGAUGUUAUACCAUUAUUAAAGAUUUCCUGUAAUGAUCCUUCCAUUAAUUAUCUAAUGCUUUUUAUUUUCUCUGGUUCAAUACAAGUGUUCUCCAUUGUGACUAUUCUUAUCUCUUAUACAUUUGUUCUUUUUACAAUUUUAACAAAGAAGUCUGCAAAAGGGAUGGGAAAAGCCUUCUCCACCUGUGGGGCCCAUCUCUCAUCUGUGUGUUUAUACUAUGUCCCUCUCCUUUUCAUGUAUGUGCAUCGUGGAUCUUCACAAGCAGAUAAUCAAGAUAUGAUCUUUUCUCUAUUUUAUACAGUCAUAAUUCCCUUUUUAAAUCCAGUAAUAUAUAGCCUGAGGAAUAAGCAAGUCAUAGAUUCUUUGAAAAAAAAUGUUGAAAAGAAAUAUUUAAAGUUUAUAUUGAUAUGUACCAUUCUACUACAAAGUGUGGGAAUAUAUAUGGAAUUUUUGGAACUUUUGUAG